ACGUAGCGCGCCACUCCUCUCCUCCAUGCGUCACGUGACAUCUGUAGGAGCCGCAAACAGCGCGAGUCUCAUCAUCAGCACCGCAUCGCCAGGCUAGCAGCCUUGAGACCCAACGACCAACCGACCCUCAGUAGUCAGUCAUCACAUAGACGAUUCUAACGGAGUAGACUAGACUCCUAACGAGGCCAUGGCGGGGCCCUGGUAAACCGACAAACAGAUUUAUUCUCUUUGUUCGUCUCGACGCACCGCUCGGCGCCACCGAGGAGGGGCCGCCAAAUAUCGCUCUCUCUCUGUGGCGGAGCAGAGGAGGGGAGACGGUAACAGAGAACCAAGGGAUUUUUCUACGGGAUAAUCUAAUGGCAGAGCGCGAGGCGUCGCCGUUACCACUGGAAGUUCGUGCCCGGCUGGCGGAGCUUGAGCUUGAGCUGUCAGAGGGUGACAUCACACAGAAGGGUUAUGAGAAGAAGCGGUCUAAGCUGAUAAGGGCCUACGUUCCUCAUCCCGGAGGUAUGGAGGGUAUGUCUCAUCGCCCACCCUUCGGUCCCCCUUCUGCAGCUCGCUUCCACAGACGGCGCUCUUCCGGAACACGCGAUGAACGCUACCGUUCAGACGUCCACAGCGAGGCGGUUCAGGCUGUGUUAGCUAGACAUGUGGAGAGCAAGGUGGCCGUGCCCAUGCCCUCCAAACGACGAUCACUGGUGGUACAGACAUCCAUGGAUGCCUACACACCCCCAGGCCUGUCCCCUCUGUGCUCAGACUCCUCGUCGGGCUCGGAAGAAGAGGCGGAGCCAGGCGACGACAUGCCCGGGAUGGAACACUGGAUGGGUCGCCCCGCCCACCUAGGUCCGGCCCACCUGGGCUCCACCUCCUCGUCCUCCUCUUCCACCCAGAGUGGCGGUAGCGGUAACGCGGGGCGACUGGCCGACUCGCUCGCGCACACACACCUCUCGCACCCCCACCUGGCUCACACGCACCUCACCCACCCGCACCUGAGCCAGUCGCACCACGCGUCCACCCACCACUCCCAGACCCAUCACGGUAUAAGCCACUUGUCCCUGAAGCGGAAGGCAGCUCUGGGCGUGGCAGAGAACGGGGGCUCUCUCAGGAGGUCCUGCGAGUUUGGCUCUGAUAUGCUUUGGCCUCCGCCUCUGGAGUCUGAUGAGAAUCACUCUGCUCCACCUGAUGUGUCUGGGUAUUCGUCUGACUCCUCCCACUCCCACCCCCACUCAGAGCGCCACAUAGGAACCAUCGCCCGGAACACCCAGAAGUAUGGCAACGCUGAGCGCAUGGAAACCGGGGACGGGGUCCCGGUCAGCAGCCGCGUGUCGGCCAAGAUCCAGCAGCUGGUGAACACCCUGAAACAGCCCCGCAGGCCCCCGCUGAGAGAGUUCUUCGUCGACGAUUUCGAAGAGCUAUUAGAAGUCCAGCAACCGGAUCCCAAGCAGCCGCGUCCGGAGGGGGCAGAGAUGUUGGCGGUGAGAGGGGAGGCGCUGGGGGUGGUGACCAACUGGCCGCCCUCCCUGGAAGCGGCCCUACAACGCUGGGGUACAAUCAGCCCCAAAGCCCCCUGCCUCACCAGCCUGGACACCACCGGAAAACCGCUAUAUGUUCUCACAUAUGGAAAGCUGUGGUCUCGGAGUAUCAAGUUGGCCUAUAACAUCCUCCACAAGCUGGGCAGCAAGCAGGAGGCCAUGGUGCGCCCGGGGGACAGGGUGGCGCUGGUGUUUCCUAACAACGACCCAGUGGCCUUCAUGGUGGCUUUCUACGGCUGCCUGCUGGCUGAGGUGGUCCCAGUGCCCAUAGAGGUGCCCCUCACACGCAAGGACGCUGGCAGCCAGCAGAUUGGAUUCCUGUUAGGGAGCUGUGGUGUUACCGUGGCGCUGACCAGCGAUGCCUGUCACAAAGGACUGCCCAAGAGCGCCACAGGAGAGAUACCCCAGUUCAGAGGAUGGCCCAAGUUGCUCUGGUUUGUAACCGAGUCCAAGCAUCUCUCCAAACCACCUAGAGACUGGUUCCCUCACAUCAAAGAUGCCAACAAUGACACGGCAUACAUAGAGUAUAAAACAUGCAAAGAUGGGAGUGUCCUGGGGGUGACCGUCAUGAGGAUCGCUCUGCUUACUCACUGUCAAGCCCUCACACAGGCCUGUGGCUACACAGAAGCGGAGACCAUAGUGAAUGUUCUAGAUUUCAAAAAGGACGUGGGACUGUGGCACGGAAUCCUCACGAGUGUGAUGAACAUGAUGCAUGUGAUCAGCGUCCCCUAUUCUCUGAUGAAGGUCAACCCGUUGUCCUGGAUACAGAAGGUCUACCUCUUCAAAGCUAAGGUAGCGUGUGUGAAAUCCAGGGACAUGCACUGGGCUCUGGUGGCUCACAGAGAACAGAAGGACAUCAGUCUGAGUUCACUCCGGAUGCUGCUGGUCGCGGACGGAUCAAACCCCUGGUCUAUCUCGUCCUGCGAUGCGUUCCUCAAUGUAUUCCAAAGUAAAGGCUUGAGGUCAGAGGUCAUCUGUCCCUGUGCCAGCUCUCCAGAGGCCCUGACCGUCGCCAUCAGAAGGCCGGUGGAGGACUGUAGCCAGCCCCCGGGCCGAGGCGUCCUCUCCAUGCAGGGCCUGAGCUACUGCGUGGUCCGCGUCGACACGGAGGAGCGUCUGUCCGUCCUGACCGUGCAGGACGUGGGUACCGUCAUGCCCGGAGCCCUGGUGUGUGUGGUGAGGCCGGAGGGCGUGCCGCUGCUGUGCAAGACGGACGAGAUCGGGGAGCUGUGUGUGUGUUCCGUCGCCACGGGGACCUCCUACUACGGGUUAACGGGGAUGACCAAGAACACCUUCGAGGUGUUCCCUGUGUCGGCCAGCGGAGGUCUGGUCAGUGAGUAUGCGUUUGUGCGUACGGGCCUGCUGGGCUUUGUGGGUCCAGGGGGCCUGGUGUUUAUCUCCGGCAAGAUGGACGGUCUUAUCACGGUCAGCGGACGCAGGCACAAUGCUGACGACAUCGUUGCUACGGCGCUGGCUGUUGAGCCAAUGAAAUUUGUCUACAGGGGGAGGAUAGCUGUGUUCAGUGUCACUGUGCUUCGUGAUGAGCGUAUCGUGGUUGUAGCAGAGCAGAGGCCAGACUCAACUGAAGAGGACAGUUUUCAGUGGAUGAGCCGCGUUCUGCAGGCAAUAGACAGUAUACAUGGUGUGGGUGUGUUUUGCUUGGCGUUAGUCCCGGCCAACACCCUCCCCAAGACGCCCCUGGGGGGCAUCCACCUGUCAGAGACCAAACAGCUGUACCUCGAGGGGGGGCUGCACCCCUGUAAUGUCCUCAUGUGUCCUCACACCUGUGUGACUAACCUACCCAAACCACGGCAGAAACAGCCAGAGAUCGGUCCAGCCUCCGUGAUGGUGGGCAACCUGGUGUCGGGGAAGAGGAUCGCCAUGGCCAGUGGCAGAGACCUGGGGCAGAGUGAUGACAACGACCAGUUCCUGUUCCUGUCGGAGGUGCUGCAGUGGAGAUCUCAGACCACGCCUGACCACAUCCUCUACACACUCCUUAGCUCCAGGGGGGCUGUGUCCAGUUCUUUGACUUGUCUUCAGCUCCACAAGAGGGCAGAGAGAGUGGCUGCUCUGCUUCUAGAGAGAGGAGGACUCCAGGAGGGAGAUCACGUAGCUCUGGUCUACCCACCAGGCAUCGACCUUAUUGCCGCGUUCUAUGGUUGUCUCUACGCCGGCUGUGUGCCCAUCACGGUCCGACCUCCCCACCCGCAGAACAUCUCCACCACACUGCCCACGGUCAAGAUGAUAGUGGAGGUCAGUCGGUCAGCUUGUGUGAUGACGACAGCUGUCAUCUGCAAGCUGCUCCGGUCUAAGGAGGCGGUCGCCACAGUGGACAUCAGGAACUGGCCUCCCGUCCUCGACACGGAUGACCUGCCGAAGAAGAAGCCUCCAGCACUCUACAAGCCCAGUAAUCCUGAUGCCUUGGCCUACCUGGACUUCAGCGUGUCCACUACUGGCAUGCUAGCUGGUGUACAGAUGUCCCAUAAUGCAGUUGGAGCGUUCUGUCGGUCGGUGAAGCUGCAGUGUGAGCUGUAUCCCUCCAGGGAGGUAGCCAUCUGUCUGGACCCGUACUGUGGCCUGGGGUUUGUCCUCUGGUGUCUCUGCAGUGUGUAUAGUGGCCACCAGUCCAUCCUGAUCCCUCCAGUAGAGUUGGAGUCUAACCCGGCCCUGUGGCUGCUUGCAGUGAGCCAGCUCAAAGUCAGAGACACCUUCUGUUCCUACAGCGUCAUGGAGCUCUGCACCAAAGGACUGGGUCUGCAGACAGAAGCACUGAAGGCCCGGGGCCUGGACCUGUCCCGUGUGAGGGCGUGUGUUGUGGUAGCGGAGGAGAGACCCAGGAUGUCUCUGACCCACUCCUUCUCCAAGCUGUUCAAAGACCUCGGUCUGCACCCCCGCUCAGUCAGCACAGCAUUCGGCUGCAGGGUGAACCUGGCGAUCUGUCUGCAGGGUACCUCAGGGCCGGACCCCACGACAGUGUACGUGGACAUGAGAGCUCUGCGCCACGAUAGGGUUCGGCUGGUGGAGCGAGGUUCCCCCCACAGCCUUCCUCUCAUGGAGUCAGGAAAGAUCCUGCCGGGAGUACGCAUCAUCAUCGCCAACCCGGAGACCAAGGGACCUCUGGGAGAUUCCCACCUAGGAGAGAUCUGGGUCCAUAGUGCCCAUAACGGCAGUGGUUACUACAGUGGUUAUGGGGAGGAGGUCCUGCAGUCCGACCACUUCACCUCCAGGCUCAGCUUCGGGGACACGUCCACCGUCUGGGCUCGCACUGGCUACCUGGGCUUCCUGCGACGCACGGACCUCACCGACGCCAGCGGAGAGAGGCACGACGCGCUGUACGUGGUCGGGGCGCUGGAGGAGGCCAUGGAGCUGAGGGGGAUGAGGUACCACCCGAUAGACAUAGAGACCUCCGUCAUCCGGACCCACAAGAGCAUCAUGGAGUGCGCGGUGUUCCCCUGGACCAAUCUGCUGGUGGUCGUGGUGGAGCUGGAAGGCUCGGAGCAGGAGGCCCUGGACCUGGUUCCCAUGGUGACCAAAGCCGUGCUGGAGGAGCACUACCUCAUCGUCGGGGUUGUCGUGGUGACGGACAUCGGGGUUAUCCCCAUCAACUCUCGCGGGGAGAAGCAGCGCAUGCACCUCCGUGACGGCUUCCUGCAGGACCAGCUGGAUCCCAUCUAUGUGGCGUACAACAUGUAGCGUGGCGCGUGUGUGCGUGCGUGCGUGUGUGUGUGUGUGCGUGUUAGCAUGCGUGUGUAUGCAUAUGUGCGUGUAUAUCGCCGGUGUUGUUCAUUUCUGAUCGAGACGUACUGUAUUUCAUUUUUUUUUUUCAAUCGCUGUCACGUUACGGGGGGCGCGGCGCCGGCCCGGGGAUUCCUGGGUCGCGGCGUGACGGAGGCGUGACUAUUUCUGCACCACCCGGGAAGACCGGACUCACAGACAGGAAGUCACUGUACAAAGCCUUAGAGGAACACUGUGACGGACAGAGACUAGACCACUGCUCAUCGUUUAGGCCAGGGGGUAUGGAGAGAGCGGGGACGUUAUCCCUGAACAUAUCUGUUUCACCACCAAGUAGACGCUCGGAUUAGAGUCAUAAAAGUAUAUUGUUCAGAUUAGUGUAAAAAUAUAAAUAUUGUACAUAGACAUAAUGAUCUAUAUGGAUAGAACGCUAAAAGACACUAAGGAUUAGCCCUGUAAUACUGCUCUCUCCACCUCCACCCUGUGUGUGUGUGUGUGUGUGUGUGUGUGUGUGUGUGUGUGUUUGAUACAGUGAACCCUUACAAGAAUCACGUUCGGCCCCUUGACAAUUUGUUUCCUGAAACUGAUUGACUCCUGAAUGCCAACGUAAAUGCAUCGCCAAGUUAAUCCAAUAGGAGGAUACGAAUGUUCCCACACCGUGUUGUUUUGCUGGCAUUUGACGAUGGUAAUAUGUGAUUCUGCUAAGCAGAGUGCCCAGUAAGUAGCAGUGGGGGGU
Molecule: messenger RNA, 6000 nt
Organism: Esox lucius (northern pike)
Lineage: Eukaryota; Metazoa; Chordata; Actinopteri; Esociformes; Esocidae
Product: disco-interacting protein 2 homolog C
Exons: 37
Coding region: 357-5225 (1622 amino acids)
Source: RefSeq, a predicted model, not a curated record